AACAAAGUCAGCUGAUGUGUCAAACAUUCCGUUUGCAGGAAAAAAAAACAAUUGUGUCGGACAUUGAUUUCAUCAAUUUCUUCGCAAAUACAUAAAAAUUAUGAAUUUUGUGCAAAAUAAUAUAGAACAUUAUACCCCAACGAAGGAGCAACUAAAACCCUUUCAUCAAAUAAAGUGUUCGCAACCCAACUGCUCCAGCAUCUUUACCAAUCAAGCCAAUUAUGAAAUGCAUUUGGAAAAACAUCAUCGUUUAGCUCCAGCUGAGAAAUCGGAUUACACCCGACUAUUUUAUUGUCCAGAAGAGAAAUGUAUUUAUAAUUAUGUCACCACACAAAGUAAACAUUUUAAGAAUUUUAAAUAUUUACGGCAACAUUAUCAAAAAGUACAUUUGAGUAAGGAUUACAUUUGCGAGGAAUGCAAGAAGUCUUUUGCCACAGAAACACAACUGAAGAAACAUCAAAAGGAUCAAUGUGGUAAAAAGUUUAUAUGUAAUGAUUGUCAUUGGUCUUAUGACUCCAUGGAAGCUUUGCUAACCCAUGGCAAGCGUAAAGGCCAUAAUGUUAAGGAAAUAAUGGCACAAAAGAAAAAUCAAGGUAAAAUGGCUUUAAAACCAUUGAAGAAGGCGAACAAAGAGGAUCUGCCGACAUUAUUAACCAAACAGCAAGUGGCUAAAGAAAUACAAGUUGAUUUCUGUCCCAAACUGUUAUGUGCCACUAGUGUACAAACCGAUUAUCCACUUAUAACGGAAACAAAUAGCCAGCAAGAUAUUUCCAAUGCUCUAGAUGAAAUACAUUCUUUACUGAGAGACAUAGAAACCCAAACAGAACCCUUAUUGUCUUCCUCAUCAUCAUCGACUGAAAACCACAAUUAUUUGGAUCAAAUGUUAGCUCAAUCCUCUCAUAUGUAUACGCAAACUUGUGAUGAUUUUCUAACAGAAUUAGGCCUGGCUGACAUACAAACCCAAACAAAUUGGCCUUCUCCAGACGCACACAAUGAAACAUCCAAUGUACAAUUUACCUCGACAGCUACCUCCACCAAUCCCUGUAUACAUGAUGAAUUGCUUGUCUCCACCGAAACACAAACUAGUUUUACCCAAUGUCUGCUAAAUUCUUGCAACGAUGCUGGCACUAGUACUCCUCCAGUAUCCUUUGGCAGUCUUUAUCAUACCCAGCAUACACAGACAUGUGAUCCUUUAUUGGAAAGUUUUGAUUUUGGCGGCCAGGCAUCAGAUUUAAUUGAUGGUUUUCAGUCAACUUACACGCAGACAUGAUGGUACGAUUGGGAUUUUGAGGGAAGUUUGGAUAGAGGUGAAAGCGCUGGUGUUGGUGUAGAGAAAAAAUCCCAAGAAUCUGAUGAGAAAGUGUAAAAGGUAAUUGAAAAGAAAGAAAUCUAUUAUUACAAAUAAAUUUUUAAACUUAUAAAAUAUUUAAAAAUAUAUACAAAUAAUAUGCACCAAAAUCUAUAAACGAACAGUAAGAUUUAUACAAAAAGUUAGUUGUUUUAAUAGUUCGCUGAAGAAAAGUUCAACUGUUUUCUACAGAAAAUUUUCUUUCUAUAAUAAUUAUGCAUUAAAUUUAUAUAGUCAAUCA
Messenger RNA from Lucilia sericata (common green bottle fly), 1589 nucleotides. Its product is annotated as gastrula zinc finger protein xFG20-1-like. The coding region runs from base 101 to 1270 and encodes 389 amino acids. The transcript has 2 exons. Gene Ontology annotation, molecular function: DNA-binding transcription factor activity, RNA polymerase II-specific; transcription cis-regulatory region binding. NCBI's taxonomy places the organism in Eukaryota, Metazoa, Arthropoda, Insecta, Diptera, Calliphoridae. Gene Ontology annotation, cellular component: nucleus. Gene Ontology annotation, biological process: regulation of transcription by RNA polymerase II. The record is from RefSeq and is a predicted model, not a curated record.